Messenger RNA from Suillus plorans, 1369 nucleotides. RefSeq lists its product as uncharacterized. Lineage: Eukaryota; Fungi; Basidiomycota; Agaricomycetes; Boletales; Suillaceae. The coding region runs from base 69 to 1079 and encodes 336 amino acids. The transcript is spliced from 16 exons. The record is from RefSeq and is a predicted model, not a curated record.
CGUUCAUCCUUGACCUUCAACUGAUACGCAUUUAUUGUGGUGAUCUAAUGGCGCCAAGACCAAGGUAAAUGAAGGGUCAUGGGUAUCUUGAGGGCUUGUAUCAUAUGAUUGGUUACCGCAGAUGCUCUACAGGGUUGAAAACGUUGAUGUGGGAGACAUGGAUUCAACAGGGUAUCAUUCCCACAACGCCCUCAACGUAUAUCUACCAUUUCUACCCAAUUCUUGCUAUGGUGGACUGGAAUGAUGCCGACCUCCAGGCGAAAUUGGGGACACUUUCAGUACAGUUGUUUUAUGCCAUCUUUGGCUUAUAUGGUUGGGAAUAUAUACGCUCUUCACACGUCGAGGUAGCACUGCUUCGGAGGCAGUUUCCAUUUCGAUGGCCUUUGCUCUCGUAUAUCACCGCCAGACUCAGCUUCUUGAUUGUGACAGUUUUACUUGCGAUGCAAUUUAGUCCCUUUCACACAAGCGUUGAUUGUCAGAGCAUGAAUUCCGUCAUCAUGCUUGUGACAAACGUUGCCAUCGGUUGCUCUGCGACAAAUCUGAUGAUCAGAACGUGGCUUAUCUGGAAAACCAAUUACCUGCUGCGCCUCUUCCUAGUCCUCACAUCACUAGGUUAUUGGACAAUUCUCACUCUCUUCGUUGUAACCACUCGUGCAUUUACCACAAACGGAUUGUGCAUGAUCCAUUUUACCAACCCUGCAUAUGCUAGUGCGGUGGUCAUAUAUACCAUGUUGUAUGAUUUGGUACUUGUGGUCCUUACCGUUAUUGGACUUUCCAGGGUGCCAUCGUCUUCUACGCUAUGGAAGACGCUCGUGAAACAAGGGGUGAUAUACUUCUUUCUCAAUGUGUUAGUAAACAUGAUCCUACUGGUCCUGAAUCGUUUGAACCUGAAUCCUAUUAUGAAUGCUAUAUUCUCAAUGCCUGCGGUAUGCGUCUGCACGAUUGCAUCUAGCCAAGUGGUCCUCUCGCUCCUCCGUCCUUCGCCCGAUUGUGAAAGUGACAACUCCUCGUCGGCUAAAGCGCCUCCGCUGACGACUGACUUCACCGUUUCGGGGUUCCAGUCCAUGGCUGAAGCCUAAGAGAGUAUUUGUUUAGAAUCACCCCGAUUACUACACCGUCCCUAUGCGUAUCGUUUCAUGAGAGGGUUCAUAUUUCGGCUUCAACGUAUUGCGUCGCAUAUCUUGUCUCUACGAUGCAAAUUUUUCCAGCGCUUGCAAGUUUGACGGAGUCUUCAUGCAUGAUUGGAUUUUGUGGAUGCAUAAAACAGACUAAACAUCGUCUCGCAGUCAUCCUGCUUACUUCAAUCUUGAUCAGUGUCACCCGUUUGUACUAUCCACAUGCAGUCGGCUCUUAGAGAUGUAAUAUGAUA